This is a messenger RNA of Labrus bergylta (ballan wrasse), 1920 nucleotides long. The record is from RefSeq and is a predicted model, not a curated record. Lineage: Eukaryota; Metazoa; Chordata; Actinopteri; Labriformes; Labridae.
UUCUUACAGCUGCUGUCACACAAGCUUCAUUGCAGUCGAUGCUCCAUAAGAUCCUCACAGCUGACCGUCGGCUUUCAAUAUCACUACUAUACUCUCUCAAGCUGCUCAACUCUCCAACCAAGGAUCAGCACGCCACAGACAAUGCUGGCCCCCUCAAACCCCUCCUCAGCACGCAGCCCGCCAUAUCACAGCAAAAAGUGAGUACCCCAUCAGGGAAGCAGGCAUCUCAUCCCCAGCCCACAUCCCAACAGCCCCUCUCCAGCGAUAAGCAGCACAGUCACGAUGCCACAACCGCUUCUCCACGCACGCUCCAGCGCCAAGGCAGUCAGAGGAGUCCCUCUCCGGGUCCCAACCAUGUCGCCUCCAGCAGCAGCAGCAGCAACAACCACAACAACGCCCCCAACUCCACCUCCGCUCCCCCAUCUGCCUCUGCAGCCCGACCCUCCUGCACCUUCACCCCCACCCUCGCUGCUCACUUCAACGAGAAUCUCAUCAAACAUGUACAGGGGUGGCCGGCCGAACACGCAGAGAAGCAGGCAUCAAGACUACGUGAAGAGGCUCACACCAUGGGGAGCAUCUGUAUGUCUGAGAACUGCACCGAGCUCAAAAACCUGCGCUCUUUGGUCAGAGUCUGUGAAAUCCAAGCAACAUUACGUGAGCAGAGGAUACUAUUUCUCAGACAGCAAAUCAAAGAACUCGAAAAGUUGAAGAACCAGAAUUCUUUCAUGGUCUGAGAACUUCUGUUAGCUAGACGGAGCUGGAGUCUGAAAAAGGGGAGGAAGACCCAUUGCACAUAGUUUGGAAGCUGGAAGGAGAGCAGUUGUUUGGUUCCUCUUAAGCCCAGUCGAAACACACACACACACAGGAGCUGCAGACGGGUUUUGCUUUGGACCGUUUGGGCUGCGACAUCCGAGAGGGAAACAUGAGGAGCUGCUGAGGGGAGGAACAGGAGAAGAACGAGGGGGAGUUGUUGGGGUGGUUUUACAAGACUCGGUUUUGUAAAAAAGAAAACCACAGCAGAAAAAAAUGUAGAUUUCUUGUAGAUGUUAUUAUCUAUGUUGUAAAUAUGUUUUGUAGAUUGAAGCCAUGGAAAGCCAUGCCUAUCAAAGCUUUUGACAUCCAAACUAAUCAACGCCUAGGCGGCUACGUUCAUUAGCUAGCCUUUCCUUCAUGUUAACUCAUCUGCAGACUUCAAGCUUCAUUUCGUUAGUUCAUAGAUCGUUGAACCGUUUGAGAGCGAGCGUGUGACCUGAGUGUGAAGGGAGGAGGAUGUUUGGAGUCGAUUAUUUACACAAAAACCUGUCAGAAAUCAUAACACACUGGUAGUUUUUCCCCUUCAGAAUGUGCUAAACUGAGUCUAGAUUCUUUUCCUGUAACCUUUACUCCAACAUCGGCUCUCUGCAGGUUCGUCAGAACUCGUCAGCACUGCUCGCAGAGGUUCAGUGAUUUAUUUGCAGCUUCUGGUGGCCCUGCAUGUCCCAGUCUGAAGAAAAAAAACACAGUGCCUGGUGGUGUGAUGGAGUGAGUGAUUGAGAUGAGAGAUGUGAUGGCGUGCUGCUUUGGACCAUUCCCACUACCCCUCUCCUAGCCUCGGCCCUGCCCUGCCACUCCCUGAGACUCCCAACACCUCACACCCUCAUGUUGUUUUUUGUUUUUGUUCCUCUUUUACCCUCCUGGUUCAUUCCUUUGUACAGUCGCUAAUAUACGGUGGAGUUUUAAGAAGAGGACGCAGAAUAAAAAAGGUUUUAUUUAUAAAGAGUUGUAGUGGUGAGCAGUAAAUCACAAUGAUAUCAAGGAUAUGAUGGUGGUACUGGGAUGUGUGUAUGUGGAUCACCUUUUUGUGUCAGAGCAGGGCGGCAGAGGUCACAAGCUCAAAUGUGAAAAUGUAUGUAUUGUAAUAAACAUGUUCAACUAAAGCGA